Molecule: messenger RNA, 1716 nt
Organism: Camellia sinensis
Lineage: Eukaryota; Viridiplantae; Streptophyta; Magnoliopsida; Ericales; Theaceae
Gene: MOT1
Product: molybdate transporter 1
Biological process (GO): molybdate ion transport
Molecular function (GO): molybdate ion transmembrane transporter activity
Source: RefSeq, a predicted model, not a curated record
UGCAAGAAAGAAAUGAAGGAGGGAGCUCAAGGAGGGGAUCUGGACUCCACUUACCAACUCUCUAUUUAACCAGACUUGGCUCAACAAUAUUUUUAUGUAAUUUCCAUGUACAAGCCCUUCACUCCUUCACUUCAAUGGAAUCUCAAUCCCACCAAUACCCACUUCCUCAAACCACCCAAACCCUGCCACCGGCCACCUCCGGACCACCCUCAUCAAGUUUUCUGGCCACUGUCGAAAAAUUGAAAAACAAUUUGGCCUUUAGGUCAAAAUGGGCUGAAUUGAAUGGUGCAAUGGGGGAUUUGGGCACAUACAUUCCAAUAGUGUUGGCCAUGACGCUAUCAAAAAACUUAGACCUUGGCACCACACUAAUUUUCAAUGGGGCCUACAACAUUGUCACUGGUGCCAUAUAUGGUGUCCCAAUGCCUGUCCAACCCAUGAAAUCAAUAGCUGCAGUGGCAAUAUCAAACCCUAAUUUCGGUGUCCCGGAGGCGAUGGCGGCUGGGAUUUUGACCGCGGCGAUCCUUUUUGUGUUGGGUGUGACAGGGUUGAUGCAAUUUGUGUACAAGUUAAUACCACUCUCUAUUGUUAGGGGGAUUCAACUAGCACAAGGCUUGUCAUUUGCUAUGACUGCUGUUAAGUACAUUAGGAAUGAACAAAAUUUUGCUAAGUCCAAGGCUAGUGGGGAGAGGCAUUGGCUAGGGCUUGAUGGGUUGGUUUUGGCCUUAAUUUGUGCUUGUUUCAUUAUACUUGUCAAUGGUAGUGGUGAUGAUGAAAAUGAGGAGAGAGAAACUAAUGGUGGUGUUGAUGAUCAAGAGAGCGUUGGAAAGAGGAAGCGAUUGAGGCAAAUUGUAGCCUCUUUGCCUUCUGCUUUUAUUAUAUUUUUGUUGGGGGUGGUAUUGGCAAUCAUAAGAGGGCCUAAAGUGGUUAAAUUGUUGAGAUUUGGGCCAUCUUCUAUAAAAGUAGUGAAAAUUUCCAAAAGUGCUUGGAAAGAAGGGUUUCUCAAGGGGACAAUCCCGCAAUUACCCUUGUCUGUCUUAAACUCGGUGAUCGCCGUGUGUAAGUUGUCAUCAGAUCUCUUUCCAGAAAAGGAUUUCACGGCGACGUCAGUGUCGAUGACAGUUGGAGCGAUGAACUUGGUUGGGUGUUGGUUUGGGGCCAUGCCAUGUUGCCAUGGGGCGGGCGGGCUAGCCGGGCAGUACAAGUUUGGGGGGAGGAGUGGAGGGUGUGUGGCCCUUUUGGGUGCAGCCAAGUUGGGCUUGGGUUUGGUUUUUGGGACCUCUUUGGUGAAGGUUUUGGGCCAGUUUCCAGUUGGGGUUUUGGGGGUUUUGCUUUUGUUUGCUGGGUUAGAACUAGCAAUGUGUUCAAGAGACAUGGGGUCCAAGGAAGAGUCAUUUGUGAUGAUUUUGUGCACAGCUGUUUCACUUGUUGGGUCAAGUGCUGGAUUGGGAUUUGUGUGUGGGAUUGUUGCACAUUUGCUUCUUAGGUUGAGGAAAUUGGAUCAAUAUCAAUCUUGUUCCAUGGUAUGGAUCCAUGAACACCCAUAGUAAAUAUGUAUAUGGAGGUGGAUGUUUUUUAUUUUUAGUGUGUGAAUUAUCUUUGUUUUUUUAGUUGUCGAUGUUUUCUGAUCUUUUUAAAUUGUGUUUGAAUUAAGAACUUGUGAAAAGAAAGAAAAGGGAAAUUGAAAUAUAUUUAGUUUCUACUUCCUUCACUUUUUCA